AUGUCAGCUGAACCCUCACCUCAGAUCAAGGAGUUUAAAAAGAAAAAGCCAUUGCCAAAGAUACCAGUGGAUCAACAAUCACAAUUUGAUCUCUUUCAAGACGCAUUGGUCACCAUCUACUGUGAACAACAGCUGUGGGUGAAUGAAGGCUGGAAGGUAUCCUACUGUAACCCUGGUUUGCCGCAACACGUAGAAAAACCAUUUGAGCCCUUACCUAUGCGUCACAAGCAGUCCAAAGAACAGAUUGAACCUGAUCUGAGCCUACCUUCAUUGGAUCAUAGCACACCUGAUUCACCAGCAUCCUCCGUUCCAGCCCAACUGUUUUCUGUUUCCGAAAACUACUUUCAACCAUCCCCUAUGUCUUCAGUUAUCCCAAGCCCAUGGAGCACGUCCACUACAAAACGAUCCGUUGUCCAGCGACAAAGUAUCAGCCGAAUUUCAACAGGCUCCAUUCUUGCCGCUCUUCCUGUCACCAUAACCCAAACUCCUGAUGAAGCGUCAGAUAUGCAACAAGACAAUUCAAUCAUUAAAGACGAUGUGUAUUAUAAAGAGAUCAUGAGUAAGCAUGCAGGAAGCAUCAUUGCCUCCUUUAGUCUGGUACAAGUCCGUUCGAAUAUAAAGCUUUAUCGUCGUAUGGCCCUCAAGACGCGAAACAGGGAGACUCAGAUGGCUUAUGCUAGAUACUUGUUGCGUAUUGUUAAGCUAUACCCUAAAUCAUCCUCAUCGGAUGAAACUGCAGACACCAGACAUAGGUUGCUCUCUGAGGCAGGUUAUUGGAUUGAAAGAUUAGCCAAGAAAGGUCAACCGGAAGCUCUUUUCGUCAAGGGCAAAUGGCAUUUACUAGGUCCGCAGGCGGAUGACUGUGUUAUCAAGGGGUAUGAAAAGGUCAGAGAAAGCAAGGCAUUUAAGUGUUUUCGGCAGGCUUCCAAGGCUGGAUGGGUGGAUGCGUUUUAUGAGUUGGCGCACUUGUAUAAAAAGCGUGGGAAAUACGAAAAGGCCAUCAUGUACUAUGAAAAGGGUGCUAAAGAACAUCACACGCUCUCGAUUUAUAAAAUGGCGAAAAUUUACCUAAGAGGACAAUUGAAAAGACCAGCAGAUAUCGAAAAGGGCAUACAAUAUUUAAAGAUAGCUGCCAACGUAAAUGACGAAGUAAGCGCAGAGCCAGCAUUCGUCCUUGGUUGUAUCUAUGCAGAUGAAUUAGAACGUAUCGGUGUUCAAAGGGACUCGUCGAUAACCACCAAUUAUUCUCAAGCACUGGAAUACAUAAAAAAGUCAGCCAACUAUGGGUAUCCCGAUGCAGUCUAUCUAAUGGGUCAGAUAUCCGAGAUUGGUAUGUUGGGCCAACAGAGUGAUGCCUGGAUGGCCUAUCAACACUAUUUGAAAGCAGCAGAGGCAAACCAUGCAGGCGCGAUGUUAGACUUAUCACGAAUGUAUCUCGAAGGAAUUCCAGGUCUGCUUGCAUCACAAAAAACGAUUGCCUUCAAGUGGUGUAAGCGUUCUGCUGAGCUCGGAUUCGCACAAGCCGAGUAUGUAUUAGGUAAAUAUUACGAAGAUGGCAUUGGUAUUUCUCCCGACUAUCCUCGUGCAUUGGAAUAUUUCGGUAGAGCUGCUUCAAAAGGUUGCCAUUUGGCAGCUAAAAGGCUGAAUAAAAUAAAUUUUUGCUCAGAUUACUAA
Messenger RNA from Rhizopus microsporus ATCC 52813, 1674 nucleotides. RefSeq names its product HCP-like protein. Gene Ontology annotation, molecular function: protein binding. The transcript has 5 exons. Bases 1 to 1674 code for a protein of 557 amino acids. The record is from RefSeq and is a predicted model, not a curated record. NCBI's taxonomy places the organism in Eukaryota, Fungi, Mucoromycota, Mucoromycetes, Mucorales, Rhizopodaceae.